Erinaceus europaeus (western European hedgehog) is the source of this 2032-nucleotide messenger RNA. It is a transcript of the gene ADM2, whose product is annotated as adrenomedullin 2. The transcript is spliced from 2 exons. The record is from RefSeq and is a predicted model, not a curated record. Lineage: Eukaryota; Metazoa; Chordata; Mammalia; Eulipotyphla; Erinaceidae. Gene Ontology annotation, biological process: positive regulation of heart rate; adenylate cyclase-activating G protein-coupled receptor signaling pathway; regulation of systemic arterial blood pressure. Bases 461 to 874 code for a protein of 137 amino acids.
GCACGCCCCACCCCCUGCCCUGGAGCCCCGCCCAGCAGCCUGUUCUGGUCCCGCCUCCUCCCGCAAAAACUAUUUAAGUCCCUGCCGGUUCCGUUUCCAGCAGGACAACGAACCGACCUACAGAGUUCACCAGGCACCGCGACCCCCGCAGCCCAGUCAGCUCCUCUCGGCACUCUUGAACUUGGACCCCAUUCUGCUCCCUUCGGCGCUCUUGAACCUGGACCGGCCACCCAAUCCAGACCUGUCAUCAAACCCGGUCCUGCCGGCCACUCGCACCUGGGCCCACUCCCCGUCGGACAGACGGACCAACGCAGAUACCACCUUCCUCCUCCCGCACCUCCAGGCCCGGGUUCCUCGGAGGGCUCCACAAGGUGUGAUCUGAGGCGCUGACUGCGGACAGAGUGCCCCCGCACCAGCUCUCACCCCCACACCUGCGCCUGCCCUCCCCCCAGCCCCGCCCAUGGCUCGGCUCACCCUGGCUUGCAUCAGCCUGUUCUACCUGCAGCUCCCGGCUACAUUGUCCAGUGGCCUGCCUGGGCCCCCCAGCAGACACAGGGAGCCCUCAGCUCAAAGGCCCUCCAGCCACCUGCAGCUCCGCCACCCUGCACCCCAGCCUGUGGUCUGGAAGCUUCGGAAGAUCCUCCAGUCACAGAGGAGCUUCAUCCCAUCCCCUGCUAUGGGCCACCCUCUCAGGAAUGGCCCCCGUCGGCACUCAGGCCAUCACAGACCCCGAGCCCAGCUGCUGCGGGUGGGCUGUGCACUGGGUACCUGCCAGGUGCAGAACCUCAGUCACCGUCUGUGGCAGCUGUUUGGGUCAGCUGGCCCUCGGGACUCAGUCCCCGUGGACCCCAGCAGUCCCCACAGCUAUGGCUGAGCAGGGACAGGCUCAUGCCUGUCUGUCCCUGCAGCCAGGAUGCUGCACCUCCACUCCAGAGUUGCAACCUAGCCCCCAGCCCUGGCCCUGCCCUCCGGAACUUCUACAGAUGGCAGAAACUUGAACAGUGGUGCAGGACCCUAAGAAGACCCCCACCCAGCCCAGCCCAGCCCAGCCCACCAGAUCCCACAGCAACCAGCCUAGAUCAGCUUUGAACACAUAAACCCAUGCACAUAUUCAGACAGAAGCAUAUCCCAGGGGUCUGCACACCCCAGACAUGUGCUUACCCAUGCAAUGGGGUGCCCAGCAGAGGCGGGCAGAGGCGGGCAGAAGCGGGCAACAGCAGCAGAUAAUGAACAGGGCUUCAGAGGGGAGAGGUCUUCCCAGGGCCAUGGAGCAGAAGCCAGGACUCUGAACAGUGUUGCCUCUUCUGGGCAAGCAGGAGGUGUUGAGAUGGCCUUAUAGAUCUUGAUAUCAAAGGAUUAGAGUCUGGCUUUGGGUGUGUGUAGUUUACCUGGCCUUGCGCACCACCCUCCUCCCCCCCAAAAAAAAAAAAAAAAAAAACGCUGAGAGGGUAGAGGGAGGUGGGCUCCCAGGGGGAGGGAGGACCGCAUGCUGCUUGAGCUGCCACUGUGGAGCCUGGUUACAACAGCAAGCCCUACCUGCAUCUCCUCAAGGACAACUGGGGAGAGGACUGGAGAGUUCACAAGCUGCCCCCACACAUUCUGGGACAGGGUGUAACAGCUCAGGACACCCUUUUCUAAUACCUAGUGCUGGUGGGACCUGGUAGUGGUGGUGGGGAGGGUGUCGUAGCACAGAUAGGCCAAUUAACCAGAACUGCCUCCAUUGCAAGGGGCCUAGGGGUUGCCAAAUUGGAGGAGGGGCGGGUCUCUCAUCCACGUGUAGCUCAGCAUGAAGAGCAGGCCCGGGACAGCUGGAGACUGGAGCAGGCUUGCUCCGAGAGCAGGUUCACCAAGAGUCUGGGGGUGGGUGAACUGGUGGCCAAUGCUAUCAAGACUGAUGGGCACAGCCGGGGCAGAGUACUCAGGGCGGGGCUUGUGCACAUGUGACCACAGUGCCUGCCACGUGAUUGGGACCCAGGUAUUACAAAGGUGGUUUCUGUUAUUUAGUAAACAUGCCUAUAGCACUCAAUUUGUC